Ilyonectria robusta is the source of this 783-nucleotide messenger RNA. RefSeq lists its product as uncharacterized. The coding region runs from base 1 to 783 and encodes 260 amino acids. Lineage: Eukaryota; Fungi; Ascomycota; Sordariomycetes; Hypocreales; Nectriaceae. The transcript is spliced from 3 exons. The record is from RefSeq and is a predicted model, not a curated record. Gene Ontology annotation, molecular function: oxidoreductase activity.
AUGCCUGCCGACACCUUGUCUCUAGCUGGCAAAGUCGCCAUUGUCACCGGUUCCGGCCGGGAGAACGGAAUCGGAGCUGGAAUUGUCGUGGCUCUGGCUCGUAACGGGGCAGCUGUCACCAUCAACUACGUGUCUGACUCUGUAACAAAGAGAGCACAUGAUCUUGCCGAUAAUAUCAAAGCUGAUGGUGGACGAGUGACUGUCGUCCAGAGCACUGUUGAUACUGAAGAGGGGGCCCAAUUUCUCGUUCAGGAGACCUUGAAGGCUUUUGGAACAGACCACAUUGAUAUUUUGGUUAACAACGCUGGAACUGGGUUCGCAGGCGACACUCUCAAAGUCAAGCCCGAAGAGAUUGCAAAAAUGCUCGACGUCAACGUGAAGGGGCCAGUCUACGUCGCACAAGCUGCAAUCCCUCACAUGCCUCAUGGAAGCCGAGUGAUUAAUAUCUCCUCAAUUGCGGCGAGACUCGGCCUCGACGAUCUGCCCAUCUACGGCGCAUGCAAAGCCGCUCUAGAUAGUCUCACCUGGUCGUGGGCUAAAGAGUGGGGACGAAGCAGAGGCAUCACUGUCAAUUCUGUUGCUCCAGGCCCCGUCGUGACGGACGUCGUCCCUCCAGAAUUUGCCGACGUUCUCAUGCAGCCCCUGAGAGACUUAACACGAGCUGCAGACAGAUUGGGUACUGCUGAGGACAUCGCUGACGCCGUGCUUCUUUUGGUGUCGGAGAAGGCGCGUUGGAUUACUGGGCAGUAUAUUUCAGUUAGCGGAGGGAUCACUGGUCUCUGA